Messenger RNA from Aspergillus affinis, 1560 nucleotides. RefSeq lists its product as uncharacterized. The coding region runs from base 1 to 1560 and encodes 519 amino acids. NCBI's taxonomy places the organism in Eukaryota, Fungi, Ascomycota, Eurotiomycetes, Eurotiales, Aspergillaceae. The record is from RefSeq and is a predicted model, not a curated record. The transcript is spliced from 3 exons.
AUGUAUCCCCCAACGCUACUUUCCCUAUCUCUUCUCACAACCUCCGCGAUCGCAAUCCCUUUCGUACCACACGUCCCCUCCGAAACACUACUUACCAAUUCGAAAUCCGGCUACACAGACAGCGACAGAGUCCUGGGUUCUCUGAUCAUCGAAUCCGCGAAGGAAACAAGUAAUCUGAAUACCUGUCCGCCUUCGCAUCCGUCCAAACAAUGCUGUAUGUCAAUUACAGCGCUGGCGAACGAUGUCACGUCUGAGAUCGGGGAGGUUGUGCCCUUAUUGGGUGAUGUUAAGGUGUCGUCGUUGGUUAGCUUGGAGUGUCGACCGAUGGAUGCCGAUGGAGAUAAUGCUGCUUGCUUGAACGAUGUGAUGUGUUGUACUGGAACCGGAGGGACUAAAUCAUCACUCAUGAAAACCUGCAAAUCAUGGGACGAAUCUCUCGAGUCUAAGAAAAAGGCCAUGGAUAAGAGUAUCAAUGCGCAGCUGGAACAGAUGAUGAGCAAGAACGGGACGAAUAGCUCUGCGUCUCGUGUCGCUGCGUCGAGUACCCCGAAGCCAAAGCCGGUUCCUGUCGCUGAGAAGGUGGCUAAGGUGCAUGGGUCUGUGUCUGCUGGUGUUGCGUCUUCGUCUGCGGCUGCGUCUGCUUCUCCUGUCUCUGCCUCCGCGGCUACGUUGCCAUCAGAGUCUGGGUCCGAAGUCACCUCGACAUCUUCUGUUUCUGCCCCUACUUCUAGCCUUACCUCUACGUCUGCACCAUCGGUAUCAACUACCCUUACUACAAGUGUGUCGACAUCAUCGGACCCACCAACUUUAUCUUCGAGCUCUGAGUCCUCGACUAUAUCCGCGUCUGUAUCUGCAUCUGCACCGACAGCUAUGUCCACGUCGACGACUUUGUCUACAGCUUUAUUGCCAUCAUCGGAAACAUCCGAGUCGUCCGAGGCUACGUCUACUUCUACUUCUAUGUCUGCUACCACUUCAAUUGCACCGACUGAAAAAGUAGCCAAGGAAGGAAAGGUCAAGGUUGCUACUACGACAGCUCCAUCUGAGUCAACCACAGUUUUAGCCCCGGCGUCGCUUUCUACAACUGUCUCUGAGAAUCAGGAGAAGAAGCAAACGACUAGAGAACUGAGUGCUACUUCUGCCUCAUCAACUACAGCUAUGGAUACGGCUACGGCUACAGCUACAACGGUGCCUGAGAAGCAGGAAGAGAAGCCAGAUGGAAAACCAGAGAAGCCCGACGACAAGCCCGAAGAGGAGAAAGCUGAAGACAAGCCAGAGGACAAGCCUGAAGAAAAACAUGAAGAGAAGCUGGAGGGAAAGCAGGAGCAGAAGCCGACGGAAGAACAGAAAGAGGAGCAGAAGCAAACGACUGAAGAAUCCAGCGCCACUUCUACCUCAUCUCCAACUACAGCUACGGCAGCUACGACGACUAAGGUAGCUACAACACCUACAACAGUAUCCCGAAGACCAAAGACCAACACUGAAGUGUCUAAUACGUCUGCUUCAACCGAUACCUCGAAUACAGCUCCUGUCACGGGCACGGCCACGACUACAGGCAGUUAA